UGUAUGAUAGUACAGUAAUGUCGGGGGACAAAAUCCCCCUCCGUCUUAAAAGCAAGGUUGUUUACUGUAACUAAUGUUUGGAAAUUCAACUCUCGUUGGAGUCUUCCCCUAUAUUCUAUUGGGCUGUUUCUACCCUAGUUUCGACCGCAACUAAAGUCAAAAUAUAUUACUUAUACAUAGGUUUACAGAAAACUGAAUAACAUUGGAAAUUGUUUGGGCUCGUCAAAAACGCGUUUUUGGAUCAGGGCAUCAGUGAGCUCCUGGACAGUCUGUGGCAUUACUUGGUGGUGUCGAAUUCUCCGAUAUAUAACGUCCCAGAGGUUCUGAGUUGGAUUCAGGUCUGGGGAACAUGAGGGCCAGUCAAUGGCAUCAAUGCCUUUGUCAUCCAGGAAAUGCCUACACAAUCUGGCCACCUGAGGCUGGGCAUUGUCCUACACCAGGAGGAACCCAGGGCCCACUGCACCAGCUUGUGUGUGUCCGGCAGCAGCAUAGUCAUGUGGACUCUUCAGACAGCCAAUAUGACAGACUGUAUCCAGGCCACAUACCCACCAACCCCAUUCAAAAAGUCCUACUGGCUGUGGGCUCCGGGGUGGCAGCCCUGCAAAACCCCUACAGACACGACAUGGUGGCAGUGUUGGGAGAGACUACAGGACACCAGGCCCUAACUGCGCUCCGGGACCGAAUGAAAGGAGACCCUGAGGGUUGUACUGUUCUAACAGAGCGACCACGCAUCCGGCUGUCCACUUUGGAUUUGUCCAAAAUGGCCUCCCUUCCAGAUAAAUCCUUCGGGAGAGAGUACCUGCGCUUCCUUGAGGAAAAUAGGGUGACUCCUGACUCGAGGGCGGAUGUGAAGUUUGUGGAUAAUGAAGAGCUGGCAUACGUCAUGCAGAGAUACAGAGAGGUUCAUGAUUUACUGCACACCUUACUAGGCAUGCCGACUAAUUUGCUGGGUGAAGUGGCAGUGAAGUGGUUUGAGGCUGUCCAAACCGGCCUUCCCAUGUGCUUCCUUGGGGCAGUCUUGGGACCUCUCCGUCUGUCUUCCAGUCGUCUUGGGCCCUUGGUGACGUCCCUGGGGCCGUGGGCUGUAAGGAAUGGACGCCAAGCCCGCUGUGUCCUCAGCAUCUUCUACGAGCGUCGCUGGGAGCAGAGCCUGGAGAACCUGAGACAGGAGCUCAACAUUGAGCCGCCCCCCCUUACUGUCAUGGCCACUAUCCAGAAGGCCCCAUCACAAUCAUAACACUGACCUCUAAUGUCAGAAUACACAUUGUUCAACCACAUUAAAUAGAACGCUUUGGGGUGAUGUCAUACAGCAAUUUCUGUAUUUUAAACCCUUCAUAUAAUUGUAUUGACAGGAAUACUUUGCAAGGAGAUUUUGGAAAUGUGAAGGAGGAUGAAUGUGGAAGGAUUAAGAUGUGUUACCUUGUUUAAAUCUGAAACACAAAUCAGGUCAAAGACUCAAUUUUAACUGAAAACUAAAACCUUGGUGUCUCUGGUAAAGCUUUAAAAAUGUGUCUCUGGAAAACGCUUUAUUAAAAAUGCUUUUUAAGAAUAUUA
This is a messenger RNA of Esox lucius (northern pike), 1554 nucleotides long. It is a transcript of the gene coq4, whose product is annotated as coenzyme Q4 homolog (S. cerevisiae). Bases 350 to 1237 code for a protein of 295 amino acids. Lineage: Eukaryota; Metazoa; Chordata; Actinopteri; Esociformes; Esocidae. The transcript is spliced from 7 exons. The record is from RefSeq and is a predicted model, not a curated record. Gene Ontology annotation, cellular component: mitochondrion; mitochondrial inner membrane. Gene Ontology annotation, biological process: ubiquinone biosynthetic process.